Aspergillus candidus is the source of this 932-nucleotide messenger RNA. It is a transcript of the gene bud32, whose product is annotated as serine/threonine protein kinase BUD32. The record is from RefSeq and is a predicted model, not a curated record. Gene Ontology annotation, biological process: protein phosphorylation. Gene Ontology annotation, cellular component: nucleus; EKC/KEOPS complex; cytosol. NCBI's taxonomy places the organism in Eukaryota, Fungi, Ascomycota, Eurotiomycetes, Eurotiales, Aspergillaceae. Bases 16 to 864 code for a protein of 282 amino acids. The transcript has a single exon. Gene Ontology annotation, molecular function: ATP binding; protein serine/threonine kinase activity.
GCACAAUCCACCACAAUGUCCACACCAACAACAACAAAAUAUACCCCCCCGCCCCUCCCCACCCCCUUCAACAACACCAACCCCCCACCAACCCUCCUCACCCAAGGCGCCGAAGCCCGCCUCUACAAAACCACCCACCUAACACCCUCCACCCCCGCCGCGCUCAAAGUCCGCCCCUCCAAACCCUACCGCCACCCCAUCCUCGACCGCCGCCUCACCCGCCAGCGCAUCCUGCAGGAAGCUCGCUGCCUCGCGAAGCUCGUCCGCGAAGGCGUGCCUGUCCCCGCUUUGCUCGCGCUUGACUGGGAGGGCCAGGGCGCGGGGAAUGCUCAUGGGGGGGAGAGUGGUAUUGGGAGCGCUUGGUUGUUGAUGGAGUGGGUUGAUGGGUUGGUUGUUAGGGUUGUGCUUGAGAGGUGGGAGAAACUGGUUCGUGGGGCUGGGGGGAUAGUGGCGAGUGGGGAGGAGGAGCGUGUGCGCGAUCUUAUGAGGAGGAUUGGGGUUUCCGUGGGGGCGCUGCAUCGCGCGGGCGUGGUGCAUGGGGAUCUCACGACGAGUAAUUUGAUGUUGAGGCCGGAGGGGCCGCCGAAGGGGGAGGAGGAGGAGGAGGAGGACGGACAGGUUGAUAUGGAUGGACAGGUCGUGUUGAUUGAUUUUGGCCUCGCGGCGCAGAGUGCACAGGAUGAGGACCGCGCGGUCGAUCUGUAUGUGCUUGAGCGCGCGUUUGGGAGCACGCAUCCCCACACGGAACAGUUCUUCGAGGAGGUACUAAAGGGCUAUCGGGAGAGUUUCAAGGGGGCUGCUACUGCCUUGAAGCGGUUGGAGGAUGUGCGCCUGAGAGGGCGGAAGCGGAGCAUGAUUGGUUAGGAGUGGUAUAUACCGGGAUUGUUAUAAUUAUGGAAGAUGAUGUGGACAUGAUCGUCAUUGAGCAACGC